Messenger RNA from Knipowitschia caucasica, 1977 nucleotides. The record is from the annotation of a GenBank genome assembly. Lineage: Eukaryota; Metazoa; Chordata; Actinopteri; Gobiiformes; Gobiidae.
AUGGCAGCCAGAGAGGCCAUGGCACGACAAACGGUAUCCGAUGCAGAGCAGAGCAGUGUGGAGUCCUCAGUCAUCAGCCUGCUCCAGGACGCAGAGAGUAAGUCUGAGACAAGUCAGGCCAUUUCCGCCCGAGAGCACUUUGUGUUCACCGACACAGACGGACAAGUUUACCACAUCACUGUCGAGGGAAACACUGUCAAAGAUGGAGCACGAAUACCUCCCGAUGGGAGUAUGGGGAGCAUCGCCUGCAUCGCAUGGAAAGGAGACACUCUGGUGCUCGGAGAUGUAGAUGGCAAUCUCAACUUCUGGGAUCUCAAAGCUCGUUUAUCCAGGGGAAUACCAACACACAGAGGAUGGGUGAAAAAGAUCCGUUUUGCUCCAGGGAAAGGCAACCAAAAGCUGCUGGUCAUGUACACCGACGGAGCAGAGGUCUGGGACACUAAAGAGGUCCAGAUGGUGAGCAGCAUGAGAAUAGGGCGGAACGUAAACUACCGGAUUCUGGACAUCGACUGGUGCACCUCAGAUAAAGUGGUUCUGGCCUCAGAUGACGGCUGUAUUCGGGUUUUGGAGAUGGCCAUGAAGUCAGCCAGUUAUCGAAUGGACGAGCAGGACCUGACUGAUCCCGUGUGGUGCCCGUACCUGCUGCUUCCUCGGGCUGCCCUCACUCUCAAAGCCUUCCUGCUCCUUCAGCCCUGGUCCGGCACCUUCACCAUGGACAUUACUCAAGUGGACUACAAUGAGAAAAACGAGAUAAAAGGACUCAUACAGGAGCAGCUGAACUCUCUAUCAAAUGACAUGAAGAGUGUGCUGCAGGACCCCGAGCUGAGCCUGUUGCAGCGCUGUCUCCUGGUGUCCCGACUGUUUGGCGAUGAGUCCGACCUGCACUUCUGGACUGUGGCGUCCCAUUACCUGCAGUCGUUUGCUCAGGCCCGGCAGCUCGGGUUGUCGUCAGGAGAAAACCAAACUGAAGAGGCUCAACCUUCCCCUCAGAUUCACCUGGAUAUCUGCAAUGAUGUCCUCUGCGAGAGCUCCUAUUUUCAGAAGUUCCAGCUGGAUCGAGUUCACCUGCAGGAAGUGAAGCGCUCCAGCUAUGAUCACACCAAGAAAUGUGCCGACCAGCUCCUCCUGCUGGGACAGACGGACAGGGCAGUGCAGUUGCUGCUGGAGACCAGUGCAGACAACCCAAGCUACUACUGUGAUUCCCUCAAAGCCUGUCUGGUCACGACCAUCACCUCCUCAGGGCCCUCCCAGUCCACCAUCAAACUAGUGGCCACCAAUAUGAUCGCAAAUGGCAAACUUGCAGAGGGGGUCCAGCUGCUGUGUUUGAUUGACAAGGCGGCAGAUGCGUGUCGGUACCUCCAGACCUACGGGGAGUGGAACCGCGCGGCUUGGCUGGCAAAGGUGCGCCUGAACCCGUGUGAGAGCUCGGACGUCCUGAAGCGCUGGGCAGAACACCUGUGCUCUCCGCAGGUCAAUCACAAGUCCAAGGCCAUCCUGGUGCUGCUGUCCCUCGGCUGCUUCGACAGAGUGGGGGAGAUGCUCCUCAGUAUGCGGCAGUUCGAUCGGGCAGCGCUCUUCAUCGAGGCCUGUCUGAAGUCAGACUGUUUUCUCCUUGACUUCGCUGCACAUAAGCUGAUCGAGGCGGCGUUUGUGGACUACGCCCGGCUGCUGCGCACACUGGGGCUGAGGGAGGGUGCGGCUCUGUGGGCGUCCCGGGCCGGUUCAGCAGGAGAAGCCCUGAUGGAGGAGCUGUUCCAAGGGGAGGGGGGAGCACCAGACAAUCUACUGGCCGACGACGAGGUGGAAAUGCCACGCCAACAGCUGGCUGCAGACCCCUUGCCAGCCCUCUGCUUUGAGCGCCUCACACUUAUUCAUUGGCCUGUGUCUGUUUGGUCCAAGAAGCAGAAGAAAACCUUUGCAGAGACAGAGGGCCACACAAAUGAGCGGAUUGUGUGCCUGAAAUGGUUUAAUGAAUGA